Molecule: messenger RNA, 818 nt
Organism: Chiloscyllium plagiosum (whitespotted bambooshark)
Lineage: Eukaryota; Metazoa; Chordata; Chondrichthyes; Orectolobiformes; Hemiscylliidae
Product: androgen-dependent TFPI-regulating protein-like
Cellular component (GO): membrane; endomembrane system
Source: RefSeq, a predicted model, not a curated record
GCUCAUGCUAUCACUUCACCAUAGACACAAACAUGCUUCCAACAAUAGUUUCUAGAGUGUAUCACAUCACCACUUUUGUGUGGUACCUUUUGCUCAUUUAUUUGCUUCUCAACACUCAGUACAGCCACACGCUUCCAGGAGUAUUCUUAUAUGCUGGUCAGUGGAAGUAUCUCACAUUCCUCAAUUUGUUUCUGCAGACAUUUUUCAAUGGGUUGAGUAUCCUGGUAGAUAUAUUGGGACCUAUGAUGUGGAUUCGGUCACUAAGAGAUCUCUUUUUCUCAGUCCUGGCGUUUCCUGUUGGCACUUUCGUUGUCACAUCCUUUUGGCUUUUGUUCACGUAUGACAGAGCACUGGUAUACCCUGAAGAUCUUGAUGCAUUCAUUCCUCUAUGGCUGAACCAUGCCGUGCAUACUGUAGUAUUGCCACUGAUCUUGCUGGAAUUGUUCAACACACCACACCAAUAUCCAAAACGAAGAACAGGCCUUCUCAUCCUGGGACUUGUUUCCAUUUCCUACCUGCUUUGGGUUCUGUGGAUUUACUAUGCAGCUGGCGCAUGGGUCUACCCACUAUUGGGUCAAUUUAAUCGACUAGGCCUGGUGUUGUUUUUCUCAGUGAGUCUUCUGUUGGUGAUGCUCUUAUAUCUUCUGGGGGAGAAGCUCACUUCGUUAAUCUGGGGUUUAGCCGAUAAAACAAAGAAACAUAAAUGAGGUGAAAGUCUGACAUCCACGUUGAGGAAUUUGGGUAUCUUAAAAACCAUGGAUCACCCUGCCACAGCUUUCUUUCCUGUAUUCCUUAACAGCCUUUCUACACAAAACAGG